ACCAACCAGAGUCUCGCUUGGCAACGAUACCUCCAUUAGUCUUUCGAAAAAUAGCAACAGCGUAGACCAACAUAAGCAAACAGAAUGUAGCAUAAGUGGUGUUAAACAUUGACUUAUUUUCUGUUAAUUGUGCACAAGGAUUUAUCAUCAACAUGUUCCAUCGGCGCUAAACAUAUCGGAUAAUUUAAGGCUGUGAAUUGCCGUGUUUAUCGGAACAUGUCAACUCGCGUAAAACCAUUGCCAGUGCCUGUACAAAGGACUCGAUCUCUUUUGACUACAGGCGACAUGUACACUCAUACAAUCGAUGGAUCCCAUCAUUUGCCUCCGAUUUCAAGCCAAACGGUAGGUGGGGCAUCUCAUAGCGCGCAUGUGGCUGCAGCAGGACCAAAAGUAACUCAACUUUAUGAAGACCAUAAGCAUCAUGAAAAAAGAGAGCACAACCAACAUGGCGUCGUUCCGGAAGAAACAACGAAUAUGUCGGUUGUCAGGCCCAGCUCCAGUGCUGGAAGUGUUGGGUCAAAGUCUGGCUCAGCAGCAAGGAGGAACAAUUCUAUGAGCCCAGAAACGGCAAUGAAGCAGUACAUGCAUAAAUUGACAUCUUUUGAGCAUCAUGAAAUUUUCAAUUAUCCAGCUAUCUUUUUCGUUGGACAAAAUGCUAAAAAGAGACAAGGUGUGGUAGGUGGAGCAAAUAACAAUGGUUAUGAUGACGAGAAUGGCUCAUACAUACAUGUACCACAUGACCACAUAGCUUAUCGUUACGAAGUUUUGAAAGUGAUAGGAAAAGGAAGCUUUGGUCAAGUUGUGAAAGCCUACGAUCACAAGGUACAGUCCCAUAUAGCGUUGAAAAUGGUUCGUAAUGAGAAGAGAUUCCACAGACAAGCUCAGGAAGAAAUUCGAAUUUUAGAACAUUUGAAGAAGCAAGACAAGGACAAUGCAAUGAACAUUGUUCACAUGUUAGAGCAUUUUAGUUUCCGCAAUCAUAUUUGUAUAACAUUUGAAUUGCUCAGUAUGAAUUUGUAUGAACUGAUUAAGAAAAACAAAUUUCAAGGAUUUAGCUUACAACUAGUUAGGAAAUUUGCACACUCCAUCUUGCAAUGUUUAGAUGCUCUUUACAAAAAUAGAAUCAUACAUUGUGAUCUCAAACCAGAAAACAUCCUCCUGAAACAACAAGGAAGGAGUGGUAUAAAGGUCAUAGACUUUGGUUCCAGUUGCUACGAGCAUCAGCGUAUUUACACGUAUAUCCAGUCAAGGUUUUACAGAGCUCCAGAAGUCAUUUUAGGAGCAAAGUAUGGAAUGCCAAUUGAUAUGUGGAGUCUUGGCUGCAUUUUAGCAGAAUUGCUAACUGGGUAUCCACUGUUUCCUGGAGAAGAUGAAGGGGACCAACUCGCAACUAUCAUAGAAUUGCAGGGCACACCUCCACAGAAGUUGCUGGACCAAUCAAAGCGGGCACGUAACUUUAUUAGUUCUAAAGGGCAUCCACGAUACUGCACAGUCACAACAUUGCCAGAUGGCAGCACUGUUCUUCAGGGUGGACGGUCACGACGCGGCAAAACUAGAGGCCCUCCAGGAAGCAAAGAUCUUGUUACAGCGUUGAAGGGAACAGAUGAUCCUCUGUUCCUUGAUUUCAUGCGCCGAUGCCUUGAGUGGGACCCAACAUCACGUAUGAAUCCUGGUCAGGCCCUUAGACAUGCAUGGUUGAGACGACGUUUACCUAAACCCCCACCAGCAAAUGAAAACCGACAGGACUCUGCCAACAGGAAAAAGAUUGGUACAGCGAACACUAGCACCAUAGUGUCUAAAAUUGGAAGCUCAUCUAGCGGAAAGGCCCGCCAAGCAUACAUUCAGGACAAUGACCAAAUGUUGAACGCUAGAACAAAAUUACCACAGAUUGGUUCUACAAUGUAGAAUACUUUUUGACAGAACAAAUGUUUUGAAAUGCAAUCAAUUAUCUUUUACCCGUCCACAUAAUGCCUUACUCAGAUUAACAACAAAUCACUAAUUUUGUGAUGUAUCAAAGUUUUAUGUGUGAGUUUGAAAACAUCAGCGCAAAAUGUGGAUUUAUAACCUGGAAUUAAUUUGUGAUACUUUACCAAUUAAUAAAGUUAGUUUUGAGCAUUCAUCAAUUGUUGUGAUUUUGUACUUGUUCACACAAUGUGCUGUUCAGUGGAACAUAUUGUUCAAUAUAAUUGUGCUUAGUGGUUGUGUACCUGUGUGUAACAAUGCUGAUGUUGUUAAUUGUUUAAGAGUGAGAGGACUUUAUCAGUAUUUAUUUUACAUGACAUUAACUUCAUUCUUGGGUGAACUUCCUAAGUUUCAAUUGAAAAAUGUAUGAAUUAUCUUGGGUGUACAAUGUAUAUCAUGCAGAUAUAUGUUCUAAUUCCAUAAAACCACAAGAUUAUUUAUACAGAGCAACAUAGAACAUAUAAGUCUUUAAAACUUAUACCUAAUCUGUGAUAUUUUUUUUUUAAAUUAUGAUAAUGUGUUUUGUAACUUUACUAUUUGAUGAAUAUUAUUGUACAUAUUUGAACAUUUUAAACAUUUAUACUUAUAAAAAGACUUCAUUGCACAUUUUGUAUGUACACACAACACAGUGUCUUUAAAGUCAAUAAGAUCUUAAACAGAAUAUUGUAUAAAGAAAUGAUUCUUUUAUUAUUCCUUUUAUGCAUUUAACUUUCAUAAAAUAUGAAUAAUUUCAUCUUUGGUAAAAGAUUGAAACACGGAAGGCCCAUGAAAGAUUUUUGUUACAUAUCUACGAAAAACUGCCCUCAUUUCACAUGAAUGUUUUCUAGAUUUCAAUAAGAAGUACUGUAUUUUUCAUGGAAUUCACAUUUAGUAGCUUGAUCGACAGGACUACACCACUUCUUCCUUUUUCUCUGCUGGAAACAUCAAUGAAUUUUCCAAUAAUGAGGUUGUGCCUCCCUGUGUGCAGUGCUAAUAUAUGCCAUGGCCACAGCUCACUGUUGUCAAGACCAAAUGCUUUGAUUUAGCAACUAAUGAAAUGGGCUGUAAAAUAUUCCUUAGUCACUGAUGUAUUAUCUCUAAUAGUAAAGAUGUUUUUUAUUCUCUCAUAUCAGUUACUAGUAUAUUGUUUUCUCCAACAUGAUGUUGACCUUAACAUUAAUGUUUUUAAUUUUCAAAUCAAAUAGCAGAUAUAUGGUAAUGUUGAAACAGUUUGCAAUGGUGUAUUGUUGAUAAUCACUUUGUCAUUUUUCUCAUUAUAUUCUGAUUUCAGUAUAGUAUAAUCUUUGAAUAGUUUAUAUUGUACGGUUUAGGUCAAAUCAUUUGACAUUAGCUUUAUGAGAUUUAAUUUUGUGUCAGAUUUAAAAAAGAUACAUUGAAUGACUAGUAUUGAUAAUUUCAAACCUAAGCAAUUUCAAGAUUUUAUAUUGUCUUCGGAAUAUUGACUUCUUUACAGUGUAGACCAAAUUGACUCUGAUUAUAAGAUUUUAUAAAAGAUAAAUAUAUUGAUCAAUUUGUUGGUUAGCUGUAGUUUUUCAAGUCAUGAAAUCUUUUAAUAGCUUUCCAUGGGGUCUUUCUCUUAAACACACAUGCAACUUGAAAUAGUUAUCUUUUGCAUUCAAUAUUUCAUGCCUUAGUGUUAGCUUUAAUGUUCACCUGUGCUUGAGUUGUAGACUUCUAAUUUUCGAAGUAUUUUCUAGCAGGGUUUUAUCUUAUAAUUUUCUUCUUUAUCUUAUAAACAUGAGAAAUUGUUAACAGAUCUUUUUCAUAUUCUUGUCUUCAACAGUGUGAGAAAUUAAUCCAUUGACUAUUGAUUUACAGUCUUGUUUUAAACUCACAUUCUCAUUGAUUCUUUUGUAAGGUUCAUUGUAAAAGCUCUGUAGGGUAAUUUAAUAUGAGAAGUUGACUGUGGUUGAAGUCCUUCAAUCUAUGGAAAUGUCUGACAACGUAUUGAUUAAAUGUAUAAUGUUUUAUAUGAAAUAUCCUUUUAGGACUACACUGAUACAUGUGCAGAUUUAUUAGCAUAAUCAUUAUUUCUCAAUUACGGAAAAAGUUCUAUAGUGACAAUAUUUAUGGUUCAAAGCUUACUUAACGACCUACCGGGUAUGUUAAUUUAAUCCCUGUAUGGUCAAAUUAUUUAUAUUAAUGAUGUAGGUAUUGACACAUUGAUACUUUAAACUAGGAUCAAAAACUUACUUCAUUGCAACCAUAUCAUUUUAAUUCAUUAUUAUCAAUAAAUUGUAUAAAGGAACUUGCAUUGAGAAAUCAAAACAGUUGUAAACAUUUGUAUGUCUCACACAUGUGACAUGUGCUUGGUGUAUUCAUACAUUCUUAUUUAACAAAAAAAUAAUGAUUUUGUACUUUUAUAUUGUAAGUUCAUCUUAGGGCAAACAAAAAAGAUAUAACUUAUUUCCACAUGUAGAUGGUAGAUACAUUAAUAAUGACACAGAUGUAUACAUACAAUGCCUACUGUUGAAAUGUCAGAUUCUUAUUAUGUUUUCUAUAUUUAUAUUAAUUUUAACCAUUAUCUAUUUUAGUGAUUUUAAAUAUUUUAUUGGCAUUUAUUUAGUAUUUCGUAAUAAAAAAAAUCCUGCCAUUUUCUUCAGAAAAACUCUCUCUAUGGUUAUUUUUUGUUGACACAGUUGAACAGUUUUCUACUCCCAAGUUUCUCUUUUUAUCCAUAAUUGAUGGGACUGUAGAUGAAAUAGUCUAUGUCAGAGAUAAAUCAAUCUUUCAUGAUAUUUACUAUUCCAAUGCUUGCCAAUGCUGUGGUGUCCUGGUUUCCAAUAAACCUGUCUAAAGGUGUGUAACUAAUUACCAGUUGUGAACAAUUCCCAGCAAUGGUAGGGCUCAUCUCUCAAGAAAUAUAAUUUAUAUAAUGUUGAUAAUCGAUUACAUACUUUCUCCUUUCUUCAAGUCAGUAUUUAGAUAUUUAUCUAUUGAUCCAUCAAUGCAAUUUUUUGCAACAUUUGUUUUAAAAUGUUUUAACAUAAGACAGAGAAGAAACUUGCUAAGGGCACGGCACGCUGGUCUUAUUUUACAAUUUUCCACUAUUUUUAAUGAUGAAGUAUUUAGGAACCAUUUGUUAGUUUGAUCUUGUUACUGAAUUAUUUUCAUGAUUUUAUUAAGGUAUUGGAUGAAGAUGUCAAUGAAUCUAUCACUUCUGUUGUUAUGUUGUUACAGUACUUCUUAGUUUAUGUAUAUUUUGUUUCUGUUAUACUUAAGUUUCUGUUGAGGAUUGUAUUCUUAUUUAGGGAGCUAUGAAUUCUUACUGAUUGUAUUCAUGAAAGUGUUUUACUAUACAUAUUAAUAUAUAGCCUGAGAUGAACUUUGAAAUGAAACUGUAUAUAGCAUUUAUAUACUUCUGUGAAAUGUCUUGGUUUUACAUGCCAAAUAUUUGUGAGUACAUUUGUAUCUUUUGAAUAUUUUUCCAUGAUGUGUUGAAUGAAUGAUUGACAAAGAUAUUUUAACAAAAAAGUGUAAAAAUUUAAACUAUUAAAUGACACUGCAAUA
This is a messenger RNA of Mya arenaria, 5472 nucleotides long. RefSeq names its product dual specificity tyrosine-phosphorylation-regulated kinase 2-like. Lineage: Eukaryota; Metazoa; Mollusca; Bivalvia; Myida; Myidae. The transcript has a single exon. Bases 217 to 1905 code for a protein of 562 amino acids. Gene Ontology annotation, molecular function: protein serine/threonine kinase activity; ATP binding; protein serine/threonine/tyrosine kinase activity. Gene Ontology annotation, biological process: peptidyl-serine phosphorylation; peptidyl-threonine phosphorylation. The record is from RefSeq and is a predicted model, not a curated record. Gene Ontology annotation, cellular component: nucleus.